AUGCGCGGUAGUCAAUUGAUCUACGAUGGGUUGUGGCGUUGCCUGUGCCCAGCCGUGGAUGGGCGAGCUUUGCGGCGCGCCGUGAGCUUGAGGGCUCCAGGAGUUAUGACGACUGCGAGAGCACCACCAGCUAUUGCGUGUACGAGAUUGGUGCAGACGAGAUAUGGCACAACUGCGAGUGGGGAUAUACAAAACCAGAUGGUGAUGCGAGAUGCUGCUGCUCAACAGACCAGGAAUGAGGUUCCGAGAGAAGAACGGCUGUUGACGCCAGCACCACCAAGCGAAGAAACACUGCGGCAGGCAUCGGUAGAAGAAAUUGUGGCCGCCCUUGUGACAAUUCGAGAUGCUCAAGGAUGGAGCUUCCACGGCCAAGAAAUCGAUCGUCACGACCGAAUAAUACGACUCGUCCGCCACCUCCUGUCCGCGCGGGACCAGACACCAAGCCCCUUUAUAUACGAGUGCAUGAUGGACGCCAUGGUCGACCCCCAGGGAUCCGUCAAGGGAAUCCGCAAGCUCCUCGAUGACAUGGCCUCGCAGAACAUGAAGCCCACGGCAGCCAUGUGCCACAGUGCACUUGCGGCACUGGCAAACCACCCAGACUAUGCGUUGCGGCAGGAAACACUAGACACGAUGCAGGAAUUCUGGUUCACGAUCGACACCCCCGCGAGGCAGAGCGUUGUUCUGGGUCUGUUACGCGACGAGCAGUACGAAUUGGCCUACUCACGGCUCACCGAAAUGAUUGAGCAAGGGGAACGCAUUGCCGUCUGGGUGUUGGAUAUAUUUGUCAUGGUGUUUGGGAAACUGGGGUUCGUGGAUGAAAUGAUGUCCUUAUUGCACCGGCGAAAGAGCAUAGAAGGCGAGGAUAGGGCCAUCUCGAGCAUUCUCUACUACGCGCUAGAUGUGUGCAGUUCCGCGUUUCACUACCCAGGCACACUCUUUGCAUGGAAUAGUGUGGUCAGGAGCUCCCUCUUACAGCCGGCGGAUGGGAUUGUGGAAAAUGUCCUGGCAACGGCGGCACGACAUGGCGAUGCAUCUUUGGCCACGGAGGCAUUGGAAAUGAUGUCACGGCGAACGAGGGUUCUCGCGUAUCACUACGAAGCAGUAGCAGAGGCGUUUGCCGCAUCUGGCGAUAUGACGGGUGCAUUCCGAAUCCUGUGCAUCAUGAAGAAGAACGGCAUACGGAUCGCCCGGGGGAGCACAAGAGCAGUGUCCGAAGCGCUUCGACGACAUCCGAAGCUCAUGAGUGAUGCAGAGACGGCUCUCCGCGCCGUGGCACACGAUGAGCGACUCCCCGUCGCCGUGGUCAGCGUUGUAGUCGAAGCCAUUGCCGAGACGCAGGGCUCCGAGGCGGCCAUGGACCUCUACCGCGAUGUGCCUGCUCUCUGCGGCGAGCACGCCAACUCGACCAUGAUGCAAACGCUCAUCAUCAACAGCCCCGACGAGGAAACCACCCGUGUCCUCGCCAAGGACUACACUACCCACAUCGCGGAGGAUGAUGACCCCGUCCGGGACUCGCACGUGUACGGUGCUCUUGUGACAAAGUGUGCAGAGGCCGGUGAGCUGGGCCUGGCCUUCCGCUUCGCUGACCAGGCCAUGGUGGCCAUGGGCGGCCCCAAGACAAGACGGCUGGACUGGGUAAAGGUGUUGGUGGCAAAAGCGGCCGAGGUGGAGGAUGGGAGAAUAUGGGGUGUUGUGGAUGAGUUGAGGAAGGACGAAGAAACGGGGGCUCUGGUAGAGAGACUGCUUAGACAUAUGAGAAUGACGAAGAGGGCGUCUGGGUUGAAGAUGUAA
Molecule: messenger RNA, 1791 nt
Organism: Metarhizium acridum CQMa 102
Lineage: Eukaryota; Fungi; Ascomycota; Sordariomycetes; Hypocreales; Clavicipitaceae
Molecular function (GO): protein binding
Source: RefSeq, a predicted model, not a curated record